CCAUUCGGUCUGAACUCUAGAGCCCCGGGUCGCCCGGGGCUCCACAGCCAGGAGGCAGCUGCGCGCACUCUCGGCCCCACCCACGCCGCUUCACCUGGGCGCAUGCGCUGACCCGGCCAGAGUCCUCGGUCCGGACCAGAGAGAGGGGGCGGGGCCUGACGCGGAUCGGGGCGGGGCCGUAGGCACUGACUGACAGUCCGACUGCGCUGCCGGGACGGUCCCUCCGCUCCCGAUCCGGCCGGAGGGAGGGGGGAGGGGCGGGAUUUCCUGCGGGAGGCGCCGAGCCGGCCUUGGAAAAGGAGAAGGAGGAGAAAAAGGGUAAGGGGGGCAGUGGGAGCCGCCGUCCAGAGUGCCAGGGACCGAGCAGGACCUGCCGGAUCCCCGGCGGGGAGGCUGGGAGAGACCCCUGAGACAUGUCCACCGCUGCUGACUGAGGUGUGAGGGAAUGCUGGCUGCUCUCUGGGUGGGCACUGGUGCUCCUGAGCCACGUUGGAAAGAUUGGCGCCCCCAGUCCUGGCCCAUCCCUGGGCUGUCGGAAGCUGCAAGCUGAUAUCCGUUCAGAUUUCCACACAGCCUCUGCCCCCUCAGAGAUCAGCUUUCCUGCUUGUGGUGGCAGCUCACGAAGCACCUUGAGGAGGUACCCGUCAGCGCCUAACAAGAAGCCCACUGCCUGGGACACCAGACACACUCCCCCUGGACGCCUGGCCCUCCAGAGGGCCAAGGGAUGGCACCCUGACACCUCGGCUUAGACCCGUUUCCCUGCCUCUGCCCUGGACUCCUGAGCUCAGAGCCCAGCCCAGGGACCAGGAUGGGUCGAGAACAGGACCUGAUCCUCGCUGUCAAGAAUGGAGAUGUGACUGGUGUGCAGAAACUGGUGGCUAAGGUCAAGGCCACAAAGACCAAGCUCCUUGGCUCCACGAAGAGACUCAACGUCAACUACCAGGAUGCUGAUGGGUUCUCGGCUCUCCACCACGCCGCCCUGGGGGGCAGCCUGGAGCUCAUAGCCUUGCUGCUGGAGGCUCAGGCCACCGUUGACAUCAAGGACAGCAAUGGCAUGCGCCCGCUGCACUAUGCGGCCUGGCAGGGCCGGCUGGAGCCCGUGAGGCUGCUGCUGCGGGCCUCCGCGGCCGUGAACGCCGCCUCGCUGGAUGGGCAGAUCCCGCUGCACCUGGCUGCCCAGUACGGACACUAUGAAGUGUCAGAAAUGCUCCUCCAGCAUCAGUCCAACCCGUGCCUGGUCAACAAGGCCAAGAAGACGCCCUUGGACCUGGCCUGCGAAUUUGGACGGCUCAAGGUGGCCCAACUGUUACUGAACAGCCACUUAUGUGUGGCACUGCUGGAGGGGGAGGCCAAGGACCCGUGUGACCCCAACUAUACCACACCCCUGCACUUGGCUGCCAAGAACGGCCACAGAGAGGUCAUCAGGCAGCUCCUGAGAGCUGGGAUUGAGAUCAACCGCCAGACCAAGACAGGCACGGCUCUCCACGAGGCCGCGCUGUAUGGCAAGACCGAGGUGGUGCGGCUGCUCCUGGAGGGUGGGGUGGACGUGAACAUACGGAACACGUAUAACCAGACGGCGCUGGACAUCGUGAAUCAGUUCACCACCUCCCAGGCCAGCCGUGAAAUCAAGCAGCUACUGCGGGAGGCCUCAGGGAUCCUGAAGGUCCGAGCACUCAAGGAUUUCUGGAACCUCCACGAUCCCACUGCCCUCAACGUCCGGGCAGGGGACGUCAUCACGGUGCUUGAGCAGCACCCCGACGGCCGCUGGAAGGGCCACAUCCACGAGAGCCAGAGGGGCACGGACCGUGUGGGCUACUUUCCCCCGGGCAUCGUGGAAGUGGUCAGCAAGCGGGUGGGCGUCCUUGCACCCCGCCUCCCCUGUGCGUCCACCACCCUGCGCCCAGGCCUCUCCAGGACACCACAGCCCCCUGCUGAUGACUCCCUGCACCCCCUUACCUAUGGCCAGCUGCCUCGGGUGGGCCUCAGCCCAGACAGCCCAGCAGGUGACAGGAACAGUGUGGGCAGCGAGGGCAGCGUGGGCAGCAUCCGCAGUGCUGGCAGCGGACAGAGUUCCGAGGGCACCAACGGCCACAGCACCGGCCUCCUUAUUGAGAAUGCCCAGCCACUGCCCUCUGCUGGAGAGGACCAGGUGCUGCCAGGACUGCACCCCCCGUCCCUGGCAGACAACCCAAACCACCGCCCUCUAGCCAACUACCGCUCCGGGGAGCAGCUCUUCACCCAGGACGUGAGGCCGGAGCAGCUGCUGGAGGGGAAGGACGCUCAGGCCAUUCAUAACUGGCUCAGCGAGUUCCAGCUGGAGGGCUACACUGCCCACUUUCUGCAGGCUGGCUAUGACGUGCCAACUAUCAGCCGCAUGACACCCGAGGACCUGACGGCCAUCGGGGUGACCAAGCCCGGGCACAGGAAGAAGAUCGCCUCAGAGAUCGCCCAGCUCAGCAUCGCCGAGUGGUUACCCAACUAUAUCCCGGCAGACCUGCUGGAGUGGCUGUGCGCGCUGGGGCUGCCGCAGUACCACAAGCAGCUGGUGAGCAGCGGCUACGAUUCCAUGGGGCUGGUGGCCGACCUCACUUGGGAGGAGCUGCAGGAGAUCGGAGUCAACAAGCUCGGUCAUCAGAAGAAGCUCAUGCUGGGGGUGAAGCGGCUGGCCGAGCUUCGGCGGGGCCUACUGCAGGGGGAGGCCCCAGGUGACGGCGGCCGCCGGCUGGCCAGGGCCCCGGAGCUGAUGGCCAUCGAGGGGCUGGAGAAUGGGGACGGUCCGGCUGUGGCUGGCCCGCGCCUCCUCACCUUCCAGGGCAGCGAGCUGAGCCCAGAGCUACAGGCGGCCAUGGCAGGGGGUGGCCCCGAGCCGCUCCCCCUGCCUCCUGCCCGCUCCCCCAGCCAGGAGAGCAUCGGGGCACGCUCACGGGGGUCUGGGCACUCACAGGAACAGCCUGCCUCCCAGCCCAGUGGCGGAGACCCCAACACCCCACAGGAGAGGAAUCUUCCAGAGGGGACAGAGCGGCCCCCUAAGCUUUGUUCCCCACUUCCUGGCCAAGGGGCCCCCCCUUAUGUUUUUAUGUACCCCCAAGGCUCGCCCUCCAGCCCAGCCCCAGGGCCGCCUCCUGGCGCACCCCGGGCCUUCUCCUACUUGGCCGGGCCCCUGGCCACUCCUCCAGACCCGCCUCGGCCCAAGCGCCGGUCCCACAGCCUGAGCCGCCCCAGCCCGGCCGAGGGGGAAGCCGAGGGGGAGGCCGAAGGGCCGGUGGAUAGUGCCUUGGGCAGUUACGCCACCCUCACUCGGCGACCAGGACGCAGCGCCCUCGCCCGGACCAGCCCCAGCCCGACGCCAACCCGAGGGGCGCCCCGCAGCCAGUCCUUCGCCCUGCGGGCCCGCCGCAAAGGCCCCCCGCCUCCGCCCCCCAAGCGCCUCAGCUCCGUCUCCGGCCCCACCCUGGAGCCGCCACCGCCGCCAGAUGGAAGCCCGGCGCCCAAGGAGGGGGCCCCAGGGCCCCGGAGGCGAACACUCAGUGAACCCACGGGCCCCUCGGAGCCCCCCAGCCUGCCCGCCCCGGCUGGCGCCGCAUCGGACACAGAGGAGGAGGACCCAGGGCCCGAGGGGACACCCCCGUCUCGGGGCAGCUCAGGGGAGGGGCUCCCGUUCGCGGAGGAGGGGAACCUGACGAUCAAACAGAGGCCCAAGCCGGCGGGCCCCCCACCCCGGGAGACGCCUGUGCCUGCUGGCCUCGACUUCAACCUCACAGAGUCAGACACUGUUAAGCGGAGGCCCAAAUGCCGGGAGAGGGAGCCACUGCAGACGGCACUCCUGGCCUUCGGGGUGGCCGGCGCCACGCCCGGCCCCCCUGCCGCCCUGUCCCUGCAGACCCCCGGCGAGUCCCCCUCGGCCUCUGCCAGCCCUCCCCGGCCUGACCCUAGCAGCCUCCCAAACCCCGGAGCUCCAACCCCUCUCUCUCCCAGCCCCCCGACCCAGCCCCCCAUGGCUCCCUGCCCAGGGCCGGCUCUGGAAAACAGUCGGCGGCCCGGGGAGAUGGAGCCCCCGGCUCCCCCUGCUGCCCUCCUCAAGGUGCCCGGAGCAGGAACAGCCCCCAAGCCUGUGUCUGUGGCCUGCACCCAGCUGGCAUUUUCUGGCCCUAAGCUGGCUCCCCGGCUCGGCCCCCGCCCUGUGCCCCCUCCAAGGCCAGAGAACACUGGGGCCACGGGCCCAGGCCGGGCCCAGCAGAGACUGGAGCAGACCAGCUCAUCCCUGGCAGCUGCCUUGCGGGCCGCGGAGAAGAGCAUUGGUGCUGAGGAGCGAGAGGGCCUCCCGGGCACCUCCACCAAGCACAUCCUGGAUGACAUCAGCACCAUGUUCGACGCCCUGGCUAACCAGCUGGAUGCCAUGCUGGACUGAGCCGGACCUGCUGGCAGCUCGCAGCAGUGCCCACCGUGACCUUCCUCAGCCACUGCCUUUCCCCCGGCACGGACGCCGCCCCUGCCGCCCUAGCGGGGUCCCUCCUGCUGCUGCAAGCCAACGGCUGUUGGCACCAGGGCUCUGGGAGGCGGCCCCCAGGGGAGCUGAGGGGACUCGUCAGAACCUGACACCUCAGCAGAGCCCCCUCCCAGUGUGUAACCUGACGGGACGGCCCUGCCUUUUGGGCAGGGACCCUGGUGAGAGCUUCCUCUCCAGGAAAGAGGUGGUGGCUGGGCUUCUGGGGUACCUCCUCUGUCCCCCCAGUGUCUCAAGCCCCUGUGCCAAGGCCCUCUGGCCACCCACUGUGCUGUCCUGGCGCCCAGAGGCUGGAGGAGGCGGUGUGUCUGGCCUGGUCCCCCGCAGGUGUUCACAGGACAUGUAAACAAGCGGCCAGGCCAGCCUCCGCCGCCGCCCCUGCCUGCCCUCAGUGAGGCAGAGCUGGCGGGGGUGGGAACAGUGGGAUUCACAGGUCCCCCAAAGUCCAGACGUUCCCAACUGUAAAUGUUAUUUUUUAAGCAGAGAGAAAUGCAUAUAUUUUAAAUGGAAUUUAUUCUAUCUAUAACUGCCUGAGAGGACGCAGUGGGGGAGGGGCUUCGGACCACAGCAAGAGCACCCACUGCCCGCCUUGGGGCUGGAAGCCUGACCUGGUUGGCCCAGGCCCCGGCUCUGUAACCAUUAACCUCUUCCCCCAACUAACACCAAUGAAAGUGUCAUUCCACGUGA
Molecule: messenger RNA, 5191 nt
Organism: Aethalodelphis obliquidens (Pacific white-sided dolphin)
Lineage: Eukaryota; Metazoa; Chordata; Mammalia; Artiodactyla; Delphinidae
Gene: CASKIN2
Product: CASK interacting protein 2
Exons: 20
Coding region: 809-4408 (1199 amino acids)
Molecular function (GO): protein binding
Source: RefSeq, a predicted model, not a curated record